AUGUCCCUUGAGGGCAGCAGCGGCAAAAGCAACGAUAGCAACAGAUUCAUUCCUCCUCUUGCGAUGUUUCCAGAGGGCCAGAAGAGCAAUGGCAGCUGUUUGUUGCAGUGGGACGCCAAGGGUCUGGAUGCUGCAGCCAUCAGCAGGCUCAAGGGGAGGGUGGCGCUUCUGGGGUGUACUUACACUCAAGAUACAAGCAACAAGCAAGCAUCAGCUACAGCCCCAAAUAGUUGGAGAGGGCCCGCCUACACUACUCCACACACAGUCAACAGCCCUCUGCGGCAUAUGCUGCUUCUGCUGCUGGAGCCCAGCCAGCACCUGCGAUGCAUAUGGGUGUCUCCUGAGGAUGUAUUGACGUCUGUUCAGCAACAACAGACCCAACAGCAGCAGGUGCUGUUCCAGCAGCCAUCUCCACAGCAGCAACAGCAGCAGCAGCAAGCGUACUUGGGUUAUCUCCGCAAUAUUAUGCUGCGUGCUGUCCCGGGCCUAGUGUCUGUCAACAGGAGCGGCAGAGACCUGAAAUCCUUCACUGAUUACUGGCGCCGCCAGCAGCAGCAGUGGAAAGGCGGUGCGAAGAAAAUGUAG
Molecule: messenger RNA, 585 nt
Organism: Eimeria tenella
Lineage: Eukaryota; Apicomplexa; Conoidasida; Eucoccidiorida; Eimeriidae
Exons: 2
Coding region: 1-585 (194 amino acids)
Source: RefSeq, a predicted model, not a curated record